Messenger RNA from Amoebophrya sp. A25, 11184 nucleotides. NCBI's taxonomy places the organism in Eukaryota, Dinophyceae, Syndiniales, Amoebophryaceae. The record is from the annotation of a GenBank genome assembly.
GAAGCAUGACAAAAAUCGAGCACAGGUACCGCCUUUCGCUGUUCUCAUCUAUCUGCCUUAUUGAAGCUGGUUCUGUUGAGUCGUAUCUGUCCUCUGGUCGGUUUAGUUGUACGAGAGAAUGCCGAAUAACAAAAGUCAUCGUGUCGUUCGUGAUCGUGAUCGUUCGUUGGACUCAGUCCAUGUCUUGAUGAUUAAUCUGUCGCUCCUUCUUCUGUUAGUUGUCGUGGCGUCUGAUCUGAGGGAUGAGUGCACGAGCUGGUGGGUUAAGGGAAGGAACAUGUUACUCGUCUUUCCGCUAUGCCCUCUUCGCGCGCAGGGUUCAGGGUCACCCGGCCAUGAUCCAUGGCCUGGUGGUUAGGGGUUUGGAUGCGAUCGCCAGUAGGGUUAGGUAUGGUGAACCGGCGCUCUUGGUCUUCCCUAACGCAGUGGCCUACUGAUGAUGCGAGCACCCCCCAGUGCUCUUCCACCUCUGGAGCCUGGGGAGUGGGACGCCAAGGGCGGAAGCAUCCCGUCGACGCUUCUUGUAGAUAUUUAUAUAAAUAUUUAGCUUAUCAUAGUUGUUCGCGCUCGGCUUUUUCCUUGUGUCAUGACUGUUCCUCACGAGAGAUGAGCGGAGAGCAGCGUCGCUAGUUCUAGUCCUCGAUACCAACUUUCCCUUCAUGCUCGAAUAUCAAUGUUAUCAGGGACCACCUUGGAGCACUGCUUUAACCUACAUUCAAAGUACCUCUCUUGCACGAAAUCAAAAUUGUCCCUCUAUCUAUAAUAUACUUACGUAUACUAGCAGUACCUCUUCUUGUUCUUAGUUUCUUGCAAAUCAAUUUAUUGUUCUCACAUUUUCCCUCUAUCAAUAAUCUCUUGUAGGUGUACCUUUCCUACGAUUCUCUUGCACAACAUUUACUACCCUUCUAGCAGUUCCUAAAGCUUACAGUAUCUUCUCAGCUGAGUGCUAGCAGCAUCUAGGGACGAAAAAUUAGAUGACCACGUCGUUGACUUGUCAAGGUGAAGAACCUCCUGUUUUGCGAGUCGGAGUAGCUGCUGACGUUGUUCUUUUACCUGGUCCUGGAGCCUCCAUCUGUUCUUUUACAGCUGCUAUUCCGAGUAGCAGUAGUGGUAGUCAGGAGUUAAAGAACGACGACAUCUUCAACAUGAUGCCGCCUGAUGAUGCCUCUUCUUCUGCAUGUGCAUCGUCCUCAUACAACUGGUUUUGCUGUAAGAGGAUGCGCAAACACCCACUUUUAGUACAAGGGGACAAGACCAUGAAUUAAGGCUCAAAAGAACCUAAUAGUUAGGUGAGAAUUCCGUUAAAGUACUGCCGCGCUGGACUGGUCGUAGUGAUUUCGUAGGAAAGUCCCGUACUCCUGCCUGACUCAGUCAAUCACUUCAAAGUUAAUCACUUUGCAACGUGCUCAUCAAGAUCAGGAUCAUGGGGCUUCUGGAACAACUUUCUAUUUACACACAAGCAACUUAUAUAUCUAGCUGGGAUUCACUCACGCGUAGUUAGGUUCUUGCGGGUUGCAGUAGCUAGUUCUAAUAAAGGCGCGAGCUAAUCCAGAAGAUCCAGACCGGAAUCAACAAGGUCGACAUCAGCAUUAUGAAGUGGAAGUGAUUCAUUUUCACAGGAGUAUGAUAUCAAACGCAUACAUAUUGAUAAUACUGGUUCCAGUUUUUUGAUUUUGGUAAUUAUGCAGGACAAGACGAAGCUACAACUUAUUUAAUGAAGUCAAAGUUGUAAUGUCCGACGUGGUAUUAGAGAAUGUUCACGAACAUGGUCCAUGAGAGACGAACAAUGAUGGUGAUCGUGUCACGGUGGUGAUCAUGAUGGUUGGACUGUAUAGGUAUUGCCUAUUUUCGUACUAUUCUAAGCAACUCCUAUGUCUGUACUACCGCGUCGGUUGUAGUCUAUGACAAUGGCAGCACUGUAAAUAACUUCUCGUCUACGGUUGUACUGUAUAACCAUUGUAUUGUAUAACUCUAACAGCCAGCGGCCGCGGACUUCAACAUCCUGCUCCUCAACAAAAAUGAUGUGCAAACGAAAGAAGCUCAGUAAUUUCGCAAGCAAUAUUAAGGCUAACUUCCGACUAAAUAAAAACCAGUAAAGCACUUAUACCCCACGAUUGGGCACCCUGCUACUGCUACUGCUCCUUCCCCUAUUAAUGUCUUACAUUGUAAUGAUCCAUCUUCAGAUAGUCUCAAAAAUAAAUGCUGACUGGGUAGGUUUCAAAGCUCAGUCAUGUACAAAGGAGCAUCCUAAGUGGAGUUUUCACGAGUCGCACUCGCAUCUUAAGCGGGAAACUAGGAAUAAAGUAGUUGUUUUCACGAGUCGCGUCCUAAGUAGGGAAAUAGAAGGAAAGCAGUAGCUUUCAAGUAGGGAUAACGCGAAGGGGGUUGAAGUUCGUCCAUCAGGAUAUUGCACCACUAACUAUUCCUCGAGGGAGGCCCUUUCAAGGGUCCUUCUGCACAUUCUUAUAGAUACUCAACCCUCCUACGACUUUCUUAACCCCUUAACAUAUAUACGAAUCGCGAGGUCGCGAGCUCCUCUUCCUCUAAGACUAGGAUGAGGAAUAUACGAGGACAAGGCAGAGCAGACGGCAGUUGCUGUGCUGUUCUUGAUGUUGCUGCACUUAUGGCAGCUUUUUGUUACCUCCGUGUAAUUCAUCCUAAGAUUGAUAGAAGCAGCUUUGACUUUGACUCCUUAACGACUCAAGCAGGGCAAAAAAAAUUCAAACGCUGCAUCAAAGAUGCUUUUAUUCAAAUGCUGCGUCAACUUCUGCAGGUAAGCCUGCACUGAACCUUGUGCGAGAUUUAUUGCAUUGCGUCUAUUGUAUAAGGUCUAAUGUACUUCUAGUCUAUUACCUGUUGGCUGCAGAUGCUGCAGUUGUCCUGGUCACAAUGCUAGUGUGGGACAUGGAUCUUCCUCGUUAAGGCAUAUCCUCAAAAUUGUCUUCGUCCUUUCGGAAACAAACGAGUCCAUACUAGGCCCAAAAUGUAGCCUUCAAGUAGAUCAUGGAACCUUUGUCUUCAAGUAGAUGACGUCGGCAAUUCAACUAAUAUUCCAGUAGAUGAUGGGCUCGUCCUCUUCGUUGUAUUCUUAUCUUUGUUCUACCUAACCGCCUCAAGACUGUCUCUCUUUUAUAUAAUCGAGUUCGAGAAAUAUCGUCACUUCAUCUGAAGGCGAAGAUAAGCGAAAAAGGCUCAUCAGUUUAUCUGAGGGCGAAGAUCAUGCCAUCUCUAUGCUGGAUCUUGAGCUUACGCCAGAUCUAUUCGAUAAACGGAAAAAAUAAGCUUUCACUUCAAUUAUCUGGAGUAUUAAGUAGUUUAAUUUAUUUAACGUAAUUCUGUAUCUGCUUUACUUAUGAUCUUCAUCCUGACAACAUUUCCAAGAGUGCCCAAAAAUGUUUCCAAUGGUACCCAAAUACAUACUCAAGGCUUGCCCUGGAUACUCCUGCUCUAAAAGAAUCGUAGCACAGGUGGAGGGGGUUUCUUCGUUGCAGCUACGAUUCCAGUGCGCUGUAUGGACGUCGUCGCCGCGGGCUCAAAUAUGAUGGUCGCUGAGCUUAUGAAGAUGUUGUGUCUCGACGUUUCAGCGGUUAUUUCGUCACUUUGGUGUGUCUAUCUAAAUUAAUGCGCGGCGCGAAACGUGCAUUUCCCUGCUUUGAUUUGUUUCUUUACUAACUAGAAGGACCCGAAAGGACUCACUGCGCAGGGCCCAUAACCUAGCCUAGUAACCGAAGUGCAUCAGUGACUACAUUUAGACGGUGAGCUGUGAUUUAAUCCUGGGAAGAAAAAUUAUACGAAAAAUAGAACUUAUACGAAAAUAGGUACUUCUACUUGUUCUGAAAAAAAUUAAAGUUAUUCAAAUAUUGCAAGCGCGGUAGCGCAGACUCCUAGUCGCAGUGGCCUAUUGACUCCACAAAAGCCCAUAGCCUUUGUUAUGCGUGACUUUUUAGUUUGUUGGCCAAUGGUCGCUAGUCUGACCUAUCCCGCCGCCUAAAAAGAGAUGCCUGGCCCGUCAAUGAUCUCUCAAUCUGUUAAUCCUGGUCUUGGAAGUAUCUGGCCCUCUCAUGCGUCAGGCGAGGCUGCAGGUGAAGAUGUCUGGUUCUAGAUAGGUCAUAGCGCUCCGGAAAUUAAGGAGCCUGCCCUGCGUGUUCUCUUACGUUCGGCGUGAUUUAGCUGUGGCGCUCUUGUGUUCAUAUCAUAAGAAAUCGCGUUAGAAAUUUGGGAGCCGGUUUGUCGCGGCCCUUCUAUUUCCUAGGGAACGAAUGACGACAAAAUGCGAAGGGGCCGCGGUGGUCUCUCCUUCAGUUCACGACUGGAGUGACUGCGACACGGUUUCCCCUCUGGUUUGCGUCGUGUCCUCAGGCCAAAUAUCAGGGCCAGAAACAGCCAGAGAUCUCGCGACGCGUUUCAAGUGCGUGCGGUGUGCUAUUGUUUUCAGGCAGUCCAUUUCUGGCGUGGCGUGUUCGGGUUUGUCCGGCGUAGUGACUUAUUAUCAUAGAGCAACUGCUUAGGACUACAGUUAAGGCAAGGCGACUAGUUUCAGGCGCCGCGUCGUAGUGGUAGUGCGUUAGAAAUGUACUAAAGGCCAUGCUGAAAGAGUACGCCCCAGCCGGUUUCACUUUCCACAUGAAGAACUAGUUACAUUAGUACCUAGCAUUUCCGCCCUAAGACUUAAAUUUUUGCUUAAUUAUAUUCAUACGUCCCCUUAUAUAUCAGGUUUGUCCAGUUGCUUAGGCGUUGGCCUGUUCACUCAUCAACAUUUUUAGAGGUACCGCAAGCAUUAGCAUCCCCUAGAGCAUCCUUGGCGCCUCUUUCAAGUGGAAAGGGAGCCAAGGAUGAUGUGAAAGAGCUUUGCUAAGGGGGAAGCAAACCCAACAUCAUGGAGGAGUGAGUGCUCUACCUUUCGCUGCUACUAUGGGGCCUUUAGUUUUAAACUAUUCAAGAACAAGAGUAACAAUAUGUGGGGUGGGGGCUUUUACUUUUACUUUUACUAGGGAGCUUCAACUAAUGAUCUAAUAUUCUGGCGCGACAACUUGAGGAAGCCCAGAAAAAUUCGAUGACUGAUGAAGCAGCGAAAAUAAUGGUAGUUGUACAGAGACUGCAAGCCGCCUACAAAAAGGGCGGUGAUCAGGGUCCGAGCCCAGACCCCAAGCUAGAAAUUUUCUCGCUUGUCAUAGUAAGGCUCAUAGCAGUCAACAACCUACUUAAUCGAAUACCAAGACUCUUUAUGCCCAGCUAGUAAAAUAAGCGAGUGCCAUAGCUACCAACACAGAAAUAAGCGGGGAGUAUCUGAAAAGGCUGUUUCACAUGAGCUUACUUCACAUGAGCGUGACAACUUCAUCUAUGACAGGAAAAAGCGUACGCAUACUCAAGAAAAGAGGCACUUUCCGAUGUAAAACGUAGGUAAUUUCUUGAGGAUGAGUACACUUUUUUCCUCCGUAUCAUCUACUCGUGAUCUACUAUCGACAAGAGCUUACUAAACUACUUUCUGUACAUCUGGUUCCAGACUUCCUUCUUUUGUACUUUCUAUGGCCAGAAGUAGAAGCAGCGGGUUACAACUAGAAUGAAAAAUGCUACUUGAGCAGCAUCCCUGAGCUGAAUGGGUAUCCCUCUGAAGAUGUGGCCUCGCAACUACGAAACUCGACGAGAAAGGAAUGCUCGGUAGCGGUAGCUCUAAUGAUCCCGCCGUACUGUGGAAAUUAUAUUUAUGCCACAAACAGUCUGCACAAAACUACAACAGUCGCACUAACUUCUCACGCCUUGUUGCGUUGUAUUGAAAUCUGAGAAAUAGAAAAGAAGUGAGCAGCCUCCAGGUGUGCGUGUCUGGAAGUAGGGGCCCGGCGUGAAUGAUAGUCCUUUCAGGCAGUCAAUUUUUGGGCAUGAAGAUACUUUUGCGCGAACAUUACAAUGAAACGUAUUGCAUCUAUUACACCUGUGCCUAAAAUUGUGUUUGUCAACCGGUCGCGACUCUUCUUCAUGUUAACCCUGGAUACCCGGAAAGCCCAGAGUUGGAGAAGCGCAAAGACGCAUACAUCCAAGCAUUUGAACAGAAAACUGUGGACUUAUGGGCGAGAAGUUCUUUGAGAUGGUCUUGUUGUGAAAUGGUCGCAUUCUUAGCGUGAAAUAGGUGGUCUGAUUUGCGUGUACUAUGCCUUUAUCGGACGGAGGAGAACGCAAUAGAUUCAAAAUGUCGAAGGAGGUGGAUCAAUUUCUGUCCUACCCUAUCUCGAUCUGGUAGCUUAACUCAAUACUCACUGACGUUUGACUCAGGCAGGGGUCCGUUCUAUGUCGUGUAUAAUGAUGUAACCCAUAAACUGAGACUAACCCUAACCAAGCCUAACGAUUAUAAUAUAUUAGAGUAGUUUAUAGACGGUGGGAAGGUGGGCGACGCUGGGCCGCUGGGCGGCCACGCUUGGCACGGUGGGCGGACCCUUGGCACACAUGGGGGGCACGCUGGGCGCGUAUAGCGUUGCCCCGCUGCGUCGCCAAUGUGCAAGGCCGCAGUCGAGGGCGGCGCGGCGCUGUGCUCCUUUCCGGGGUGGCCACGUUCUCGCUGCUUGCGGUGCUUCGCUGCUGUAUGCAGUGCCGCCUGGGUGUGUAGAGUGCGGCGCAGCGCUGCAGUGUGCCGCAGUGCUCUGCUGCAAUGUGCGGCCAGUGCUGCUGAGGGAUAUCCCCAGGCGGGCCAGUAGGUGGGCGCCCCGAUUCGUAUGCAGCUUGCUGCGGAUCCAGGGCGCAUGCGCUUACUCUGCCGGGUGGCUUCAAAAAUGGGCGCCUGAAAGGCGCCCCGAUUUUUGGCCCCAAGUGUCACGGUGGGCGCACGGUGGGUGACAUCUUUCGCAGAAGACCCACCUUUGGGCCGCCCAGCGGCCCAGCGUGCCAAGCGUGCCCACCGAUCCAAUCCUGGAGAGGGAGUAAACUUCCUUGAUAUAUGUUCCAGGGAUCAGGGCUGAAGGCCCCCCCCGAAUCUAACUCUUUGAGGGGGGGGCCUCCAGCCCCCGGCCCCUUUUUCGAGGGGCUGCCGGGUGGGAAGCGAGGCCUCGAAGCGCCCACCCCUGACCCGUCCCCGCUUCUUGCCUGGACCCUCCAGCGCCACCAUGCCGAAGGCCGUUGAAGCACUGAGGGACGGACUUGGAAGGCUUCAAAAUGUGGCAAAGGUGGCAAGGCUGGACCCCCUUGGCGUGUUGCCUGUACCCUCAAGGCUGGGCCCCCUUUGGCGUGUUGCGUGUACCCUACAGACCUGGCGAAGGCGGCAAGGCUGGACCCCUUUGGCGUGUUGCGUGUGCCCUGCAGACCUGCCGAAGGUCGCAAGGGUGGACCCCCUUGGCGUGUUGCGUGUACCCUACAGACCUGUCGAAGGCGGCAAGAUUGGACCCCCUUGGCGUGCUGCGUGUACCCUACAGACCUGACAAAGGUGGCAAGGCUGGACCCCACCCCCUUGGCGUGGUGCAUGCACCCGCCAGACUUUGCUUGGGGUGCCUCCCUUCUUUCGGCUCUUUUUGCCGCUCUCUUCCUCCACUGUGAGACGCCAGGAGCCACCACCCACGCCACGCGUGGGCGCUUCUCGUCGCUCGUUCUGCUCUCGUCUCCUCGUUCUGCUCUCGUUCCUCGUUCUUCUCUCGUUCCUCGUUCUGCUCUCGUCCCUCGUUCUUCUCUCCUCGCUCGUUCUGCUCUCGUCCCUCGUUCUUCUCUCCUCGCUCGUUCUGCUCUCGUCGCUCUUCCAACACUGUGCUGCACCACAGACCAUACCACAGGGAGGAAGGCCUCCCUCCCUGGUGCAUUAUAUACAUAGUAAAUUGAUACUCUUGGCAUUGGGUUUGCGUUUGCCUAGCUCUUUCUACAUGAGUUGAAAUUUUUAACCUUGUUGAUUCGAGAGUACUUCCAUACAUUGGUUGCUGAAUCUCAAGUACAUUUUGUUAUUAGAAGACACCUAUAUGAGCAUAUGCAUAGGCAUACUAAACGAUGCAUAAUAAAUUAGAUCGUUUUCUUUUAUACCUCUAGACUGGGCACGCUCCUGCUACUACUACUACUACCUCCGACCCCGUUCAUUGUGCGAAAAAAUUCAAUAUAUGAUCACGCCAAAAAUGCAGGCCGACAGUCAGGCCAGCAUCGCGGCUGACCCCGCGAAGUUUGCCGAGCAGUGCUGCCUACCUGGAACACAUGAUACCAACUUUCUAGCAAAGGACUUAAGGCUAAUAGAUCUAAAAAGUUGGAGGCUGUUGCAUUUGUACUAUCCUUGUACCUUUUGUACAGCUAAAGCUAUCCACCUGUACUUUUGUUGAGUACAGUACUACUAGAACAAUUAAUAUACGUAUCUUCAAAUACAGAAGAUUGCUCACGACCAUCGCGUUUUAAUACGGGAACGCUUUGAAAAUCAUAUCUUCAAAUAACAAGCUGUCCCACUGCUCGUCAUAAGUAAAAUAACAUGAUCAAUGAGUAUCUCCUGACAAGCUGUCCUGCUACUUCUUAAGUAAUAUUGUUGAAAGUUUAUUAGUUGUCCCUUAGUAGUUGUCUGCAAUCUAUGUGUAAUGUUAAUAUCGUAGUCUGCAGCUUCUUAAGUCAGUAGUACUCAUUUUCGGCCUUACUGUCUUCCCUUCUGAUAGUGUCGUACUUACUUUCGUCCCUCUAAAUAUCAAAGCGCCGAACAUGCUGCACCACUUGCGUGGCACCAGCAAGGCAGCGGCAAAGGCAGAUGUUAAGGCUAGUAAGUAUGUAGUCUCAUCCUCAUUCACUCCCCCUUCACCUAUGUUGGAACCGAGACGAGGCCUUUAACUCGUUCACUUUUUAGAUAGCCUUGCUGCUCUUUCCUUUUUCCUCUGCCGGCCUUACUUUUUUGUUGUUGUUCCUGGGUCUAUUAUUCCCGCCCACCCUGAGCGAAGUGCGCAAUCAUUCACGGUCAUAGGACUCAGUGGAAGCCUGCUCAUGGGAUCUUUUACACUCACUAGGUAUUAGGCCCCAAGAGUAAGCGUAAGGAACCUAGUAAGAGUAAGACUAAGCCAAAGUAUGUAUUACGCGCUACGCAAGACGAGUAAGCUUAACGAACCUAGAGGCUCAACUCUAAACGAGCCGAACCAUCCUAAACGAGCCUGAGGGCUUUUAUCUUUUGUUAGGCAGUGACAAUCUAAGCAAAAGGUUAAUAUGGUUAUUCUGGUCUUCGUGUUUGGAGGAAACAGCAAAGGAAAGGACCUACUUUUCGUGAGGAAUAAGCCCCCCCGGGCUUGGGCUUCUACUCUUUACACUAUAUUAUUACACUAUAUUACCUCGGGGGGUGAAUCCUUUCCACUCAUCUCCUAGUCAAAAGUUAGAAGAUAGCUUUAGGGCCAUCUGCUAGUCAAGAAUUAGUGGUCGUCAUCUUCUAGUCUUAUGAAUAGAUACUCGUAUUAGAACGAGGCGGACCAGAAGGAUAUUUUGACUUUUAGUCAUCACUUUAGUUACCACUUAGUAAGGUACUGUUUAAUGGGCCAGGACCAGGAGUCUGAGGGGCUCAAUGUGAAGGAUCCCGAACCUAACCUAGCCUUAAUCUUAUGUAUGACGCAGUCACUUCCUGCAUAAGUAGCAAAAAGAUGAACCUGGUAACGUACCUCAGUUGACUUGUUCUUGAGAUAGGUCUCAGCUCUUUGUCCUUAGUUAACAUCAGACCUAAACUAGGUCGUUCUUGUUCCUCUUGAUAAUCGUCUAAAAAGGACGACGACGGCUCAUGCUGUUAGCAGGAGCAGCCUUCGGAGAAGUAGAAGUAGGAGCUGCCUUCGGAGAAGUAGAAGUAGGAGCAGCCUUCGGAGAAGUAGAAGUAGGAGCAGCCUUCGGAGAAGUAGAAGUAGGAGCAGCUUCGGAGAAGAGAUGGGAUGUCCUGCUUCAGGGAUUAGUAGAGGACACCGAAUUUGCAUUUAUUUUCAAGAAAACAAAUCUCAACACACAGGAUGAAUUAAAGCUCAGCACCACUUUGUUUUCUUUCAACAAUUAUUCUUUGCAACAAAAAAUAUAGACGCAUCAUAUGAAAUAAGUAUCUAUGAAUAAUUAAAAAUAGCACGCGAAUAAAGAAUCGCAUCAGCAAACCUAAGUAUUAGUUACACGCGAACCAAGCAAAAACAUAAGGAUAAGACUUUUGUUAUUAAGAGUCAGGAGAGGAAAUGAAUUAUUUUGCGAAAGUCAGGAGAGGAAAUGAAUUAUUUACUUCGCAACGUAAUGUGCAUGAACCAUUUCUUAUUUGUCAUUUACAUUAAUUUUCUUUUGCGUCGCAGCAUAAAAGGAUAAAACUAUAGCGUUACGGGAUGUAUGACUUCAUCACCACUACGUGAUCCAUUAUUGCCAUAUGAUCACUACUAUUGCGUCGCAACAUGAACCUACAGCGCGUUGUCUAUCACUACAGCACACCGCGGCACCAUCAGAAAAUAUUGUGAUCAACUAGCCGGCUUACAUCGACUUCAAAUAUAAGGGUUUACUUAGUUGUUGAUCUAUCUUACAUUUAUGACAACCAACUAGAACAGGUAGCACAUCCAUGAAUGAAAUCGAAAAGGAUCAUUCCACUCGACUACGACUACAUCUUCAAGUGAAGUAGAUCUUCAUCGAAAUAUUCACACCUACGGAAAAGCUACCCCAUCUUAUGUAUGACGUACUGCGCAACUAGUAGGAGCGGAGGUAGCAGUAUCCGUGCCAAGACAUGAGUCAUGGGAUCGCGGCAGCUUGUGCCGAGUUGUUUGGUAAAAAGUGUAAGUAAGUAUGUAAAUGUAUGCACUGUUAUCAAAAAGGCAGUCUGCGCCGAACCUUGUGCGAGAUUUAUUGUAUUGCAUUAUCUAUCACACGCAGAGAACGAGAAGAUGCGCCAUGGAUGUAUAAAUUGAUUCUGAAAUAUAUAAAGAUAAAGAACGGCACAAAAGAAAUGUUUGUGAACACCAAAUAGAUGGCCUGGGCGCUAAGGAACACCAGAUCGGACCUUCUUCUAUGUUUGUAGGCGCAAGAUCAUCUGAUUAGUGACGAAUCACCCCAAGGAUCCAGCUCGCCGCCUGUUCGAUCCUUGUCCGUGGUUCUGAUAUCCGUCGUAAUUUGUUUUUCUAUGUGCUUGACCGUAAACAUUUACAUUCGUCGCUCUUUGUACAUAAGACGAAACAUCCAUAUUUAUUAGGACUUGAAAAGGGGUAGUUAGCUAUAUAAAAAAAUGGGUAUCCGGCUUAAGUAAAUUCCUAGUCUGGUACG